Molecule: messenger RNA, 21585 nt
Organism: Pelobates cultripes (western spadefoot toad)
Lineage: Eukaryota; Metazoa; Chordata; Amphibia; Anura; Pelobatidae
Source: the annotation of a GenBank genome assembly
GGUGACGCGUUUCCGGUUCCGCCGUACUCCCCGCCCGCCGGAGUCACCGGAAGCGGAGGGAGCCGGGCGGACAAGGACCGGAGAGCCGGUGACAGUGACGGGAAUCCAGCGGAGCCGCUCUCUGCCUUCGUGCUGCCUUCAUUUCCUGUCACAGCCGCCGCCACCUCGUGUCUCCCCGGCCGCCCGACCCCCCCCGGUCACAGCCCACCGGCCAGCCGAGCUCGGUGUCUCCCCCUCACCCGCCGGCACCCGCUCCCUGUCCCGUGGGCAGCCAGGCCCCGUGUCCGCCUUCAUUGUCUCCUUCAUAGUCCGUGUCUCCGCCAGGUGUCACACCCCCUCCAUCCCCCCCCGCCCCCUCCUCCCCCCGAUACCGACAUGGCCAAGAACACCCUCUCCUCGCGGUUCCGGAAGGUGGACAUUGAUGAAUACGACGAGAAUAAGUUUGUGGACGACCAGCUGCAGGAGGAGCCGGCGGAGCCCCAGGGGCCGGACGAGGGAGAGGUGGACAGUCUGAUCAGACAAUAUCCUUUUUGGUGGAUCCAUUGAGCAGAUCAUGGGAUUUAUUAAUGUCAUUAUCGAUGGGGUUUUUCCCUAGAGGGGGGUAACUGUUUGUUAAAUAAUGGAAUAGUAAGCAGUCAGAUAGAGUAACCAAAAUAAAUCUACAUUCAAAUCAGCUAACUGUGACACAUGGGAAAAUGGAGGUUUAUUUCCUUUUGGGGAGGGUGGGGGUUAAAAGUGGUACACCAAGCAAAAAUGUGAGCCAUUAAUCAUAAACCUACUUAUACUGCAGGUUACCAUGGCGAAUGGUAACGAAUGGGUGGGUGUGUGUAGGAGAUACAGUAAGAAGGAGUCACAGGUAAAAUGAAUCAGCAGGUUGACCUGGUUUUAGUGUUAAUGAUUUUUGAACUGAAUGGCAGUGGUGGGUAUACCUGGCGUUAGGUGAACAUUACUGGUCACAAAGCUAACCAACCAUAACCAAUGCUCUACAAUAAAAACCUAGAACAUUUAGACAAAUCCAAGACUGUAAGAAGGAGAGAGGUAAAGACUUGCAGCAGAAUACACAAAUAUGAAUAUAAUCCUGCUGAAAAUAUUGACACACCCCACUUAAUUGUUAUAAUUAAAGUUCAAUACGUUUUGCUAUCCUUUAUGGUGGGGUUGACUGUUCUUUGCCAAGCAAGGUUUACAAAUGGCUUGAAUGCUUGUUAAAGUAGUUCAACUAAAGAAGUCCGCAUGAUCUCUUAUAGUAAUUGUGAGACAAAAUUAUUUUUACAUUUAUAGGGCAUGCUGGGAGAAAAAGAAACUCAGAUUUUCACAAUGAGUACCACAGGCUGCCACUGAGAUAGGAGUGACUUCUAAAAGUAAAGGCCAUUGCCCACCACACCCAGGUUUUGUUUGACUUCUAAUGGUUGUAAAAUUGACUGUCUUGUUCUUAGUCAUGAUAACUGCAUUCCUUCUAGAUUAAUAAUACAUCAUUGACUUGCAUACUAUGGUAUUGUAAAAACUGUGUAUUUCCUGUACACACACAUUGAUUUUUCUUAUAACUCAUUUUGGUUUUUAUAGUUUGAAUUGUUGAAAUUUCAAAGUUAAUUUCAUAUAAACUAAAAUAAACCAGCAAAAUUCACUGUUCCAAUCCACACUGUAGUGAAACAUUAUUUGUUUGCAGUGUGUAUUUUUAAAGGGUAGUGCUACAACCAUUGCAAAAAUGCAUUCUUAGAUAUCCCAUUAUGACACUGGUAUAUUAAACCCUUAGGGACAAUUUCCAUUUAUUUUGUUGUACUUUCUUUCUUUGAUAUGCAUUUAGAAAUAUACUAGUUUCCAGUUUGAGUAUUACUUAUUGGUGAUUAGAUUUGCAUAAGUUAUAGGCAGUAAAAUAUAAAUAUAUUCUCAUCUUAUACAUUAGUGUAUGUGAUCCCACAGGUGCCAGUGACAAGUAAUGUAAAUCCUGGGUUAGGUCCUGAAAAAUAAGUCUUAUCAUAAACAAAAAGGGAAAAAUAAACACUGAAGUUGCACUGUCCUUCUGCCAGUCACAUUGCUACGGGUUAGUGUUAACAUAGCCUGGUAAAAACUUCAAUAUUUUAAAACCUGCAAAAUUAAUAAGGUAUUAUAAUAAGCAUUCCAUUAGUUUUGACACUAGUAAAUGUAAGAUUUUUAUUCUUUCUGUCUUUCCGGGGGGGGGGUGGGGCAGGGGAGAGACCAAAAAAAGUGCUGCAAUUGAUAUCCGUUUUGUUGUAUUGCAUAUGCUAUAGCAGUCUCAUUCAUUUGUAUAGGGGAAGUGUUGCAUGUGAGUUUAUGCAUACAUGUCACAUGUACCAGUUCGUCUCCAGUAAGUCAGUGGGAGUUCAGGAAUUGCUUGUGAAUACUACGCUAGACUUUUUAUCUAAUCAAAGCCACAUCUGUGCACAAAAUUACCAAAGGAAGGAGAGACAUACACCUUAAACAAUUGCUUCUGGACACCCCCCCAACAAUUUUAUAUAGGAUAAAAACAUACACUUACUGAAAUGGUUGAUGGGAAAAGAUACGAGUGGUUAUGUGUACUGUUGUCUACACCCAAAUGAUUGCAUGGCAUUUGUGGUUGUCCCUGGCUGCUGCAGUAGCCAUGUUUAUAGUUUUAGGCUUAUGGUACCUCUGCACCAAUAAUGUGGUGGAUUUAUAGUGUUACGCAACUUUCUGUCAAUUACAUUUCUAAGCUGUUUUAACCAGCACAUAGUUCUUGUCUGUCGAAAGUGAGUUUAAUGCAUUAUAAACAUUAAAUACAAAAUAAAUUCCACCAGGAUAUAGUAAGAAUACAAACGUGUAUUCCUGACAUUAUAGUGUUAAACACUAUUUAGGUGGCCGUGCCCCCUUAAAUAGGCUUAAAUCUUUGUGUGGGUGCGCUGGCUCCGCCCCCAAUCCACCUUCUCAGCCAAUCCAAUCCUGUCCUAGAAAUUUUGAUGUGGUACUUGUCAACCCUUUAGCUAGACCGGCCAGCUGGGCAAACAAUGGAGGUAGUCGGCUGGCUGCCCUUGGGAGCAUGGGGGCGGCCAGCUUAGGGGCAUUGUAGCUGGUCCCCCGCCCUGGGGAGCAUCAAGGUGGUUGGGUGAGGCAGUGUGCAGGGGAGCAAUAAUCUUUCUGCAGCUCCUGUCUGCUCCCUUUAUAGUGAUGCCAGGAGUUGGAGUAUGAUGUCAUUCUGGCCCCCUGCAUCAAUGCAGAGAGGAGCUGCAGGUAAAUUACUGCUAAUUCAGCAUGCAGGAAAAGAGAGCAGCCCCACUGGACCCCAGGGAAAGAUCCAAAGGUAGGGAGGCUGGGUGGAUUAAAAAUGUAAAUUUGUUAGUGUAAGAAAAUGUUUUGUAUGUCACUGUGAGUGUGUCUCUGUCAGUGUUUGUGUCACAGUGACUCUAUAGUGACCAUCUAAGUCAUUUUUUCACAGAUUGGUUACGUUGCCUUUGAGACCCUAUGGUAGCCCAAGGAUGAAAAUUACCUCUAUCAUGGCAUACCACUUGCAAUAGGAGACAACCCAAGGUAUUGCAAAUGGGGUAUGUCCAGUCUUUUUUAGUAGCCACUUAGUCACAAACACUGGCCAAAAUUUGCUUUUUUUUCUUUUUCUUUUUUUUGCAUUUUUCACACACAAACAAAUACUAACGCUAACUUUGGCCAGUGUUUGUGACCAAAUGGCUACUAAAAAAGACUGGACAUACCCCAUUUGCAAUACCUUGGGUUGUCUACUAUUGCAAAUGUUAUGCCAUUAUGGGUGUAAAUUUCAUUCCUGGGCUACUAUACAGUCUCUCAAAGGCAAUGUAACCAAUCUGGCGAAUUUCAAUUUCAAAUGUAACACGCUAUAUUUGACCCUGUAACUUCCCAAAACACCAUAAAACCUGUACAUAGGGGGUAUUGUUUUACACGUGAGACAUUGCUGAAUACAAAUAUUUUAUUGCAGUAAAAGCAAACAGUAUUAUGACAUUGACAGUUAAAAUGUCAUGUAGAACUAAAAUAACUAUUUCUUAUUUUCUCCCAUUUUUUUUCAUAUUAAAUUCUGUUUCAUAGCUAAAUAUUUGAUAUUAAAUGUAAGCCCUGUUUCCCCUGAAUAAAAUGAUAUAUAAUAAGGGUGGGUGCAUUUAAUAUGAAAGAGGUGAAUUACGGUUGGACAGACAUGUAGCGCAAAUGCCAGGUUUUGUUUACGUUUUGUUCACAACGUGUACAUUUGGCUCAGUCCUUAAGGGGUUAAAGUAAAGCAAACCACCUAAGAAUUGUACUGCAGUUUGUCGGUAAGGAAAUUUUUUUUAUUUUUAUUUUAUUUUUUAAGGCACUUUUUGUGUUCGACAAAAAAAGUGUUAGACUUCACGUUUUGAUUGUUGAUAACCAUUGUUGGACUUAUAUUAUGUCUUGUUUUCCCUCAAACGAUUAAGUAGAACACAUAUAUAUGUGUAUAUAUGUAUAUACCUUUUGUUUAUAUAUAUAUAUUUUUUUUAAAUGUUCACUGUGGGGUUUUAAAACUUUUUUUUUAUUCCAUCUAUUUUGCUGCCAGGUAUCGCUGGCCUUCAUGGCAUUUGAUUUUGUGAUGCUAAAUGAGGUUGAUGCGUUGACCUCAGAAGUGCCGGUUAUAUAGACAUGUUUAUUUUGUAUUGUCAUUUUUACAUACAGAUUCGUCCCUCUGUUCCACUGUUUUGUUUGCACGCCUGACACGCUUUCAAUCUGCAUGUUAGAAGAACGUGAAAUUCUAUUAAACAUGCUCUAGUUUAUGCAUACCUGCUGUGAGAUUGAAAGUUUGUUUCAAAUUCCCUAUUUUAGAAAUGCAUUAGCUGCUGCUCUAAAUAUAGGAUUGCGACUGUACUCCCAGUUUGAAGUGACAUUUCUGUUCCAUGAGAAGUAUUAAGUCUGCCAUGUAUUCUUUAUAUGGUUGCAGCUUAUAUGUGGUGAUUUGAACUAGAGUAAACUAGUUCAUUUCUGGUUGCAUCCUUAUAGAAAAGCAAUGGCUAAAUUUUUUUAAAAAAUUGUGUUCCUCACAUGCAUUCUAGUAUCUUAGUAAAAAAUAAGUAACUUUUGCUUUAGCCUAUGAUUGUGGUAUUUUCCAGCCCCAAAUGCAAGACACCUAUUUUAAUACUUUUAGUGAUACAUUUUCUUGAACAGUUGAAUCCAAAGGGUGCCUCCAGCACCGAUCACCAAGUCCCUCAGACUGCAUCCUGCUUCAUAAUCUGUUAGGAAUGGGGAGCUUCUGAUUGGCUUAGUGUCAGCCGACGCCUCUAGACAAUCAGUGGCGCCGCUGCCUAGUGGCACUCCACGCUUCCUGUAACUCAGUUUCUAAAGCCACCUGGGGUACCUGGAGAUUGAUGCUGGAGGCAAACUUUUGGGGUAAACUAUUCUAGAACUGUUUAACCCUUUAAGGUAAGAGUGCACCCGGGGUUGCGUUCGUGGACCCUAACUUAAUUUAUAUGAAACUCUUAUGGUGACCAAAGUGUUUCUUUUUAUAAAGAGUGAAUUGUAUAAAAAGUGAAAUGGAGAAAUGUCUGCUUUGGCGGAAGCAAAAUUUGCAGUGCAUGUACCAUGAGUAUUGUAAAACGAACAUGCACGUCUUACAGUGAAGCAUUUAUGCAGUUGUGGUUGUAUUAUAUGACUGGGUUAGUUUGCAGCUACUAAAAUGACAUGUAUCUUAGAGUACUUGCUGUGAAUGAAAAUGGGGGGGAACCGCAGUGAACCCCAUUAAGAAGAAUAAGAAUUCAGACAAUUGGUAAACUGUUUCUCUACUUAUGUUGGUGUGGUAUACCAGGGCAGUCCCGGUACAAUAACCACUACAGUACAAUCCUCCUAGCAUAUGUUGUGCGAGGAUCUCAGUGUCACUGCAGUGAUAUGUGACUGAUGGGAGUUACAUUUCCAGUCCUCAAACAUGAUUCUUUUGUGUCAUCACAUGAGUUGAAAAAUCACUUCUCUGGAAAUUACUCCUUGGAAUAAAUCCAUGAAAGUCACUUAAAACAAGUUAACCCGCUUCAUGUGAUUUUUAGUUUUACUUUUAAAUGUAUAUUAAAGGAACCCUAUAGUGUCAGGAAUACAACAUGUGUUCCUGACACUAUAGUUAUAAAAGUGCUGUUUAGGUGUCUGGUCCCCUUUGCCUACCUUUUUAAAAAGUAAUUUACUCACCUUAUAGCUAGUGCCUCACUGGUCUCAUUGCAGCUGGCUCUGCCCCGCUCUGCCUCCUUGGCUGAGAAUAUCAAAUUUAACGAUUUCGGCCAACUCCACCCUGCGCCAGUCAGCAUCUCCUCACAGAGCUGUGUGGAGAUGCUGAACGACCGCGCUGCACUGACCAGGAAGCACCUCUUGUGCUGUCUGAGUGAAUGCUAGUAGAGGUGUUCUCUGAAAAGGCAGUGUUUACAUUAAAAAGCCUGCAGGGACAGGAUAUUGACACCAGAACAAGUACAUUAAGCUGAAGUUGAAAUUGCAAUACAGUUCAGUCCAAGCCCUGCCAGGUUACACAUUGCAUUAGAGAAGGAGAAAAAGGAACGCAAUAUAUUUAUCACUCUUCCCGCCAGUAAAGUGUUCUGUUUAAAUGUCUGGUUUUUGUUUUUUAAUGGAUAUUUAUGUGAAAAAUUUCAUAAUUUUAGGUUAAGAAAAGAGGUCACAUUUUAGAACAAUGUAAUAAAAACAGAUUAGAGGUCAAACUUUUUCCCACCACCUUUCUUUAUGCUGACUGUAUUUUUAAAGGAUCACUGUAGUGUCAGGAAAACAAAUCAGUUUUCCCGACACUAUAGUACCCUGAGGGUGCCCCCACCCUCAGGGUCCCCCUCCCGUGGUACUUGCCUUAUUCCACCGCGGGGCUCCUUUACCUCUCCUCCCCCGCCGACGUCAGCGGAGCGGAAUGUGCAUGCGCGGCAGUGCCGCGUGCGCAUUCAAAAUGUCCAUAGGAAAGCAUUUCUCAAUGCUUUCCUAGGGACUCUCUGCGUGAUGGAGGCAUAUGCCUCCAACAUAGCAGAUGCUCCUCUAGUGGCUGUCUGGAAGACAGCCACUAGAGGCUGGCUUAACCCCAAAUGUAAACAUAGCAGUUUCAUAGAAACUGCUAUGUUUGCAUCUGAAGGGUUAAAAACUGAGGGGACCUGGCACCCAGACCACUUCAUUGAGCUGAAGUGGUCUGGGUGACUAUAGUGUCCCUUUAAGAACUCAUAAAUAUAUUCAAUAUAAGGGAUGUUAUUUUGCAGGGUUUUUUUAAAUUUAUUUUUUAUUUAAUAGAAAAUUCUGCUAAGUUACUGUUCCCCUUUAAUUUUGUGUGUGUAAAUAGUCGUGUUACGUAUUUGGGUUAAAUAGAAAGAUGGAUGAUUGCAGUUAGAGCCUUGCAAGCCUCCAUUUACAGGAAGUCACUAGAGGCCUAUAAAGUGCUCAUGUAUUUGUAGUUUUACCUGUGGGGUUGGAGAUGGAGUUGCAUGAAAGAGACCACCGGAGUUUACUAGGGCAAGCAACCUUUCAACUUCAAGCAGCUACUGAUUUGAAGAAUAGGAAAAGAUCAGUCCACUUUGAUUUAAACAGUAUUCCCUCCUUCCUGUUAACAUUAACCCUUUUCUCACAGCUUCAUUAUAAAGAACUGCUUUGUAAUUUGUAUUGGGGGACGGGGUGUAACGUGUUUGUGCGUUUAAUUGACCAUAAAUGUAGAUAAUAUAUAUUAUAUUUAGACAAAUCAAAGUAGGUCUAUAUAAAACAAAAUACAAUUUACUUUCCUCCAAUGUUUUGGUGGCUUUUUUGUCUCCUGGUUUCCUAUUUUUCAUAUCUCUGUAUCUUUGUUCAGAUUUGAUGGAAUCCUGUAAUGAAGCAGUGCUCACACAAUAAAAUCAGACAUUUGCGCUUAUCAUGUUUGCAAUAUAUUAAGUAGAUACUUUUGGAGACUCUUUGGAGCAUUUAUCUCCUUGUCAUUAAUAGGAUUUGCUGUUUAGCGGGUGCACAGGUGUUAAGAAUGCUUGCUUGGCCAUCAUGGGUAAUAGAAGAGGAUGCGUGUUAGUGUUAGAAAUACUGGUUUGUACUCCUAAUACGAGUGUUCCUUGUGUAAUAUGGAUACACAUACAGCACUCUUGUAUAGCUGUGUAGAUACUUGAUGAAUGAUUUGGCAUCAUUUGCCGUUAGAAAUCUGUCCUCUUCGAUGCUUAUCACACUGUUUGUUAAUGAAUAGUUGUUUUUUUUAUAAUCUCCUGACAAUGAAUUUCUUAUGUAUGUUGGCAGUCAGUGAGAAACUGAUUAGUGAUUUCUGACCUAAUUUUUAACGCUCUUGCUGCUUUCUGUUUAACCCCCUUUGCACGUUGUUGAACUAUAGUUUGGGUUUCUCACCUCUAUUAGGUUUUGGUUUAUUUUUUGUAAAAAUUUUUUCCACUGUUAUACUUGAUACACUUUCAAACUGCAAGGCUACAUGUGCAAUUCCUGGAAGAGUCAACUGUAUGUGUGCAUGUGCUAAAUAUUCAAAAUUGCAAACUUUGUCAAGAGCUCAGCUGGAGAAAUGGGUUGAGUUGUAGAACUUUUUCCAGCUUGGCUAAAAUUUGCUGACUGCCAGUGGUUCUUGUGUUUUUUUUUCUACAUUUAAAAAAAAAAAAAAAUUACUUCAAUUUUUAUAUAAUGCAUUCUUACGAGGCUGUGGAAUUCUUCAAUAGGUUACAGCUGUAGCCCAAUCUACUUGUCCUGACACAAAAUAGUUAAAAUUACAAAUAUUGUGGCCUCCUGCAAAGAGCCCUUGACAUUGCUAUUGGCUAAACCUUUUCACAAAUUAAAUCUUAAUGGAUAAUUCUCUAACUUUGCUACAUUUACAACAUGGCUAGUUUGCCAUUUUUGUUUAUUUUUUUUGCAAAUUAUUCUGAAUGUCUCACCCUCUGCACUCUCAUAGUCCCUUUGUCAGUGUGAGAGAUUUAGUCCCUUCUUGUCAGCAGAGCUCAAUCAUGGUCUAAUCAAAUGAAGAAUUUCAAUGCACAAUUUGCUCUGCUCCGAUUACAUGCACAUGCUCUAAUGGAGAGACGGAAGGGGAGGAGUUUUAAAAUCAAAGAACAGGCACUGCAGGGGGGUGGUCUUGGACCGCUUGGCUGGAGGGAAGAGCAAGCAAUCCUGUGCAGGCGCACUGUCUGCAAGGGAGAAUCUCCUGCCAGCUUUUACACGCUGCCUAAAUCACGUAAGCCAGGGGUGCAACUAUCCUGGGGCACAAAAGUUCAAAUACAGACUCCUACCACCAUGACCUAAAGCAGAAGUGGUUUUGGUGGUUUGAGUAACCACUUAAGUGCACCUAUAAAUAUUAUUUUAUGUCCCUUUUAUAAAGGCUUUUGUUUGAUACCCUAUAUUUGUACAUAACACUAUGUUAAAUUUAAGUACAAUAUUUUUUUUUAAAACCACAUCUAAUUAAUACACAAUUGCAACUACUAAAAUAAACUAACUCAAAAUAGAUUAACAAAUUUUUACACAUCUCGUCUUUCAGUCUGAGUUUAAUAAUAAUGGGCCUAGCUGACACUGUAGCCACUGAAGCUCAGACUCACCUUGGCUGAGCACAAUACUAGCCAUGUUGCUUUAAAAGGGCUAUGUGCAGUACUCAAUUUAAAUGCUGCACACAACUAUUCUGUCAGUAUUGGUAAAGCAGUUGGGGACUCUCUGGUAUCAAAUGGUAUCUCGGACUGUCUAAUACCAGCAGGGUUUUAGCCCUGCUGGUAGUUUUAACGCAUUACGAUCAAAGUAGGACAUUCCGUACUAACAUAUAGGACCUUUCGAAAGAACAUUAUAAUCCUUAAAGGGACACUCCAGUGCCAAGAAAACAAUCCAGUUCCCCAUCCCAAGUUGCUGUAGGGGUUAAAACCCCUUUAGUGACUUACCUUUAUCCAGCGCCGCUAUCCCUCGGCGCUGGUUCAGGGUCCGCCCACGCUCCUCCCCCGCCAAUGUCAUCUGGCGGGGGAGACCUAAUGCUGCGCACGUUCAUUAGACCUCCCCAUAGGAAAGCAUUGAAAAAUGCUUUCAAUGCUUGUGGCGGAACCAGCCUCGCCACUGAGCAUUGGAGAAGACUGAUUGCCAGCCUCCUGCGAUGUGACUAUAGCCCCUGGGAUGUAUUGCCUGCUUCCCUAUACUGCUGAGGAUUGCUACCAACUAGGUGGAUUUGGCUAUGGAGCUUGUGUAGUGCCCUCUGUUGGUAGCAACAGUAAUAUGCACUACCUGAAUAGCAAGACUGGUAAUUUGCAUAUUCGGGUAGAUUUGCAUAUCGCUAAUUCUGCAUGCAGGAGAGACAUUUUGUGUUAAUUAUGGUCUUCCCCACCCAUUUAUAAAUAUGUAAUUAUGUUAUAAUAAGUCACUGUAUGUUGCCUGCUAUGAUUUGAUUGUUUGUAAUUUUGUUGAGCUUUCACAGCAAUGUUAAUGUAAUGACCAUAUGGGCUAGUCCCAAGUAAAAUGUUUUAGACAGUUCUACUUCAUCCUCAAUUUGGAGUCCUGUCUCUUAUUGGGGGAAUCUGCUACAAGGGAUUGCUAUGCUCUGCAUAUUCCAUUGCUAUAAUUACUCCUAAGCUCUUUUAAGAUCUUGUUCCUGCUUCGCUCCGAAGGAAGAGAGGUUAGGCCUGUGGUGGUUGUGGUGUCGGCUAGAGUGCUUGAAAUCCUCAAGAAGCGCUAGGAGCAUCUUUCAAUGGAGGUACCCAGUCGGGGUGCCAGGUGAUCUGUUACAAUGCUUUCCUAUGGGAAUUUCAGUGACGCUAUAGCACAGAAAAUCGGUGCUAUAAACCCGGAAGUGCCCUCUAGUGGCUGUGUAGUAGAGGAGGAGUUAACCCUGCAAUGUAAAUAUUGCAGUUUAUGAAAACUGCAAUAUUUACAGUUGCAGGGUUACGGGUAGUGGGAGUUGGCACCCAGACCACUCCAAUUGGCAGAAAUGGUCUGGUUGCCUGGAGUGUCCCUUUAAGGGAUGAUGAAUAUUAAAAUAUAGACAGCAGAGAAUCUAAGUUGUGUUAAACUACCAGAAAGUGAGAUAAUAUUCUAUGAGGGGAAAGUAAGUGUGAACAGAUGAGGGUGUAAAACAUUUUUUGAUCACCUCAGUAUAUUAGAGCAGCAUACACUGUACUGUGAGAAACUUUUGGUGCUAAGUAGUGUUUUGCAAUAAGAUGUUUGUGGUUGAAACGCCUAUGAUUGGGUGGUGCGUCGUUUAUUUCAAGUUUUCUGAUUGUAAAACCUGUAGAUCAGGUUUACUAUUUUAUUUAUUUUUUUUUUUUUUUAAUUUAAUAUAAUUAAAUCUUCAGAGAGAGCCAGUGUUUAAAGAUAUACGAUAAAGUUGUUGUGGUUUAUGAAUAUCAGACGCUAACCAAAAUACAACAUGUUUAAAAAUAAAAAAACGUUUAGCAGGUUCCCAGGCAUUCUUCAGUGAUGGGAGAGUUACGAAGAGUGCUUGUGUAUAUGUUGCUCUUAUGUACAUGACUUAAGUGUUUAAAACCUAAACAUUUAAUAGAGGCAAAAGUAAAAACAUGUUUAGUUUAAAAAUGAAAAGGUACGAAGUUAUGAGGAAGGGGGGGAUAUAAACUAGAUCCACUCUAAUUUACUUAGAUAAAUAAUACGUUCACAUUGCAAUACCAAUCAGAUAAAUUUCCCUCCCCACUGGUACCUAAAGAUGUUUUACUAAUUUAUCAAAAAGAUUGUGGUGAGGCCGAGCACGAUACAACUCCUUACAUUGCAAAUACAAAAUAAUUACUUGAGAUAGGCAUGUGUGGUUUAUUUUAUCUAGUUUUUUAUUUAUUUUUUUAGUAUUUAUAUAGAAUUCUAUAUAUGAAUGUAUGCUCGUUUGGGAAGGGCCUUCAGUACCCUUGUUUCCUGUGUGUCCUGCUUGUCUUGUUGUAGUAACACGUCUGUUGGGCCCACUAUUGUACAGUGUUACAGAAUUUGUUGACCCUUUAUAAAAAAAAUAUGUAUUUUGUUGUGCAAGUGGCUCUAAUGCAUUCUGUUCGUAUGAAUGAGAAGUAGCAAGAUGCUUUAUUCAGUUGUAAACAUCUUGCUUGAAUGAGAAUAUGCAAAGCUCUGUAUUUGCUGCUUGGGUGUUUUACCACUUCCUGUUCAAAAAGGAAAUGUUGGGGUGGAGCAAUCAUUGGUGCUUUUUGUUCUUCUGGCAGUAUGCAGAAAGUGUAUUUUGUUUUUUGUUUUUUCUAUUCUUGAUACUUUAUCAGAUUAAUGUAUAACGUAGCCUGAAAUCUCACUUUAACACCUGCACAUAUUGGUUACUCUGUAUUCUUUAUGAACAUAUGCUAAUCCACUGCUGGUAAACCAAACCGGGAUCAUUUCUGAACUUUAAGGUCUGGAUUGAGACUAGUGAUGUCGCGAACGGUUCGCGGCGAACUCCGGUCAGCUGACGCAGACCCUCCUACUUCCUGGACAGCAUCCAUGUUGAAGCUGCCUUCAACAUGGAUGCUGUCCAGGAGGUGGGAGGGUCUGCCGGAGAUUGGCAGGGAUGUGUCAGCUGACCGGAGUUCGCCGCGAACCGUUCACGGCAAGUUCGCGAACGGUUCGCGACAUCACUAAUUGAGACACUCUGCGUUUUUUUUUUUGUUUUUUUUUAUCUCAUUGACCAUUUUAUUUAUGGUCCAUGACACAAUUGUUGCCCCUUGUUUUGUAGGAUACGUGUACGUGUGUGUGUGUGUGUGUGUUUGGAGUUUGGGAAUAACUGUAUGUCAUUUCAAGGUGGAACAGGCUUGAAAACUAGAGAAAUCUCAAUGUAUCUUUCCUGUUAAAGUAUCUUAUAAAUAAACAUGGUUUGGCAUAAUGCUGGAGUUGGCUUGUUACCAAUGCAUCUAGAAUGUUUACUAGCCACCAACACCAUCUGAAUGAACCUUGAGGUAGGGAGGAUUUUAAAAAGACUUCAUUGGGGACAACAGCACCGAAAGUGCAGAAUGGUCUCGAGAUAAGCUCACACUUCUCCCUAUAUCUCCGCACUUAAAACUGUUUGAGGAGGUUGUCCAUUUAAUAACCAUAUCAACCUGUUACCACUGAUGGCUCCCCUAUUUACCACUAUAACGUCUUAGAAUUUAGCAGGGCUAACCAUACAGAUAUCUUAGCUAUAAUAUUUAUAUAAUUAGUAAGAGUUCCCCUAUUUAACAUUUAUAAAUAAUUGAAAUAUAAUAUAAAAUAGGGAUUGUCUUGGAAGCAGUAAAGUUUGGCCUUUCUAAAUACUAAAUAAAAAUAUAAAUAUAGACCUAUAAAAACUUAAUAAUCCAUGACAAUAAUCUAUAGCAGAGUUUAUAAGAUUAAAGUAUAUGCUUGCAAAAUCGGUAAAAUAGAAAAACAUGUACUCUUGAACAUGUCAGCCUCAGUCAUGAUAAAAUGGAGCAGCCUCUCUGUCUGUCAGUCUCUCCUCUGUGUCCUAAUAUUAAUAGGUACACAUAUUUAUACCUUAGAUUUUCAAUUGUCAUAUUAGGACCUACCUUAACUUGGCAAAGAUACAAGGCCAUUUCAGAUGGGAACAUCUUAUCUAUGUUUAGACUAAAACUUAAGGGUACACAUGACAUGGGAAAUUCCCUGUCUUGGGGCAUGUGACUAUGGUGUUCAGAUUUUAGGACGCCAUAUUGUCCUGGGUUAGUGGAAUUCAUCUCCUGGUACAAAGGGACCUGAAUGAAUCAGUUGUUGUGUGUUUUUUUUUUUUUUUGUUUGUUUUUAACAUUUGCUUCACCAUUGAGUUUGUUAUGGUGUCCAUUAAUGGCAUACUUCCCUUGUUUUAUUUGCCAUUUUAUUUUAUUUUUCAUUCUCAUGUUAUCAUGUAUACUAGUUUUAAAAUGUACCAAUGUUUUAAAAGUUGUACCGCAUGCCCCCAUAUAUCUAUAAUGUUCCCUCCGAGCCUGCAACUUAAUAUAUACCAAUUUUUCGUUCUUGGUUUAUACUACCUGCUUUUCUCCAUUUCCUUAAAAAUUUUUAUUUUCUAUAAAAUGAUUUUAAGCAUAAUGUCUCAUUGUCAACCAUUUCUACUGUCAAGCAUGUACAAUUUUAUUGUCCAAAUAAAAGAAUGUAAAAAGAGUGCUUGGUUCCCCUUUACAUUUAAGGGAUAUUGUUCUUGUUUCAUUCGGAUGGAGAGACAUUUGGCUGGCACUGGGAGAGCUAGUGAUAUAUUCCAGAAGAGACUAGAUUUGGUAAUAGAUGUUAUGCUGUGGCAUCUAUUAGGAUUUCAUGAAUGACCCCGCUAUCAAGUGGCAGGAUACAUAUCCCAUAUACUGCUGCCUAGCAGGUGGUUUAUCAGAUAUGCUCUGUACUUCCAGUAAGCAAUGUGAGGCUGAGGAAUGGCUGAGAAUGCUCACUGUCCUUAACGAAAGCGGGUAUCUGCCUUUUUAAGACUGGCUAGUCAGGGAGAGCAGAAGUUCUUUGCUAAACAUCCCUAAGUUCUGGGAGUGGGCUGGUUCUGCAAGCCUUGUGCUAGAUAAAGUGAUAUGUUGCUGGUCCGGUGUAUGAGUGUUAUAUGACUGUGAGUGUUUGCAUAUGGAAUGUGGGUGGUGCUGAUUGCCCCCCUCUAGGAAAUAUUUGUCAACUGUAAUUGAUCUUGUUUGUUGUGUCCUGUGAGUGGUAUUUAGGAAGAAUGCAUGCCAACUUAGAAGCAUUUCUGAUGUGCUGAUUAAUUGUUUUACACUAAGGCGUUAAUUCAGCAUGUGUACCCAUUCAGUAUCCAUUGAAGUGCCAGAUGGUUCCUAGUUAUGUGCGGCUAGUGACGUGUCUUGGGUUCACUGUGAUAAGCAUAUGUGACAGAUGAGCAUGAGAGAUGUGGGAAGCUAGAUAUUAUAUGUCUAUUCUUUUUCCACUAAAACUAUGAAUGUGUGAUUCUCAAAUUCACACAUUCCUAGCCAUGUUCUGUAUAUUUACUAAUAAUACUAAUGGUUUUAUUGUAUAUGUUUCCUCACAAAUACUUAUUCUGUUUGUGUGUGGUGUUGUCUCUCUUUGGUAUUCAAAUAGUUAAGACUUUUACCCUUAUUUAAAAGGCGUGCAUAGCCUUACUUCAAAUUAAUAAAGCCAGUCUUGUAUUCUUGUUGAAAAGAUCUAAAAAUAAGCAUAACACUUUGUAAUAAAUGGCUCACCUCUUCUCUGGCACUUGAAUGUUAAUAUUGUGCUGCUAUCAAAGGGGAAGAUGCCUGUUCUUAUGGUCUUCAGAAUCUAUACGAUUUCUGAAUGCUGGCAUUGUGGCUUUUAUUAAAGUAUCAGUAUUUUCUGUGGCACUGUACAGUAAGUACUUUAACCAAAUGUAAGGAUUGAAGACUGUAUAUGACAUAAUUAAACGAACUGAUACAAAAGAAAAGACCAGCACUUUCAGACACAACCCCAUUUUCUCACACUUUCUUCUCAAUUCUUUACUCCCAUUUUUUUCCCCCUCUUUCCUUCUCUUAAGCUGUCCUUCCUCACCUAUUGCCUUAUGUAGGGGAUGCACUGCAGGUAGUUACAACAGUGUUUUAUCUUCAAUUCUACUGUAUGCACUAUAUGUUUCAUAACUCAUUCCUGUACUGUAAGAACUGCAUUCUUAUUCCUGUUGUAUAAUUUACAGCUUUGGGUCAGCAUUCUGGGGUCCCUGACUCACCGCUUAUGCACACUUAUGCUGUAUACACAACUCUUGUUAACAGUGUUUUGUUCAAAAAUAUAAAAUCACACUUGUUAGCUACCAUUUACUGUCACUGUUUCUUGCUCUAAACCAGUUGCCUAUGUUUUUCUUUGACAGCCUGUCUUGUUGGCAGAGGGUGGUGAGGGUUGUGCGAAGACGCCGCACACCCUCGUAAACAAAAUGAAUAUCCCUGCUGUCACUUUUUCUAGCACUUUUCCAUUGUACAGCCUGGCCAAUCGGCAGAGUUUUAUAAAAUUUAAAAAAUAGAGAAACCAUUUUGUUGGCCUAUCUUACUUGAUGAUCAAGCACUUUUCUUGCAUUAUGAGCUUGGAAAAUAGUUAUGGUCUUUGAAAGGAGAAAUAACCUGUUAAAUUCAAAAUACCAUACACAUCUGUAUUACGUCCUGCCAUUGUACUUGUGACACUGUCCAGAUACCAUCUAACAUUUUGAGGACACAUUCCUUCAUGCCUAAACAUUAGAAAUGUCACCUAGCAAGAUUUAUUUUUUUUCUUCCCCCCUGAAGAAUUUUUUUUUUUUUUUAAAGCAACAAAAAAAGGAGAGAAGGAGGAUCGUAAAUAGAUUUUGGUACCUCUCACCUUCUAGUGUUUUAAUUCAGCGUAAAACAUUUCUGAGAUUGUCUAAAAUUAUAUAACUGCAUGAACAGUUUAUAUUGAGGUAUGCUGUUAGGCUACUGGGCAUCAUUUCCAAUAAUUCUUUGUCAGCCACUCCGUCGCAGUCAGAAAGGACCAGUGGACCCGGUGGAAGAUAAGACCAGAUAAGGUGGGGAUGGUGCUGAAUAGGUCAUCUGCCAUUCUUUAAAAUCUUCUCUGAUUUAGAAUGUGGUGUCCUUUAAUUUACACGGUAGUAGGGGCUACUUAAUGACCACUUCAGAGUCAAGAAUGCAAAAGCAACUUACACCCUAAAUGGUAGUGAAUUAGGGAUAACCACACACGAGAAGGAUUUGGGAUUUGUUGUAGACAACAAAUUAGGCAGCAAAGUGCAAUGUCAAUCUGCAGUUUCUAAGGCCAGUAAGGUUUUGUCAUGUAUAAAUAGGGGCAUAAAUUCUCGGGAUGAAAAUAUAAUUUUGCCUCUUUAUAAAUCGCUGGUAAGACCACACCUUGAAUAUGCUGUGCAAUUUUGGGCGCCUGUUCUAAAGAAAGAUAUCAUGGCACUGAAAAAGUCCAGAGACGAGCUACAAAAUUGAUAAAAAGGAAUGGAGCAUUUUAGUUAUGAAGAAAGGUUUAAAAAAAAAAAAAAAAAAAAUCUGUUUAGUUUUGAAAAACGGAGGGGAUAUGAUAACAUUAUACAAAUAUAUUCGGGGCCAGUACAAACAAUUAUCUGGAAAUCUAUUAAUAAACAGGGCUAUACAUAGGACACAAGGUCACACAUUUAGGCUGGAAGAAAGGAGAUUUCAUCUAAGGCAAAGAAAAGUGUUUUUUUUUGUUUUUUUUUGUGUGUGGUUUUUUUUGUUUUUUUUACAGCAAGAGCAAUAAGGAUAUGGAAUACUCUGCUUGAAGAGGUGGUUUUAACAGAAUCCAUACAGAUGUUUAAACUGCAAUUGGAUAAAAACAUAACAUACAGAGAUAUAAUUUCUAAUUAGUGGGGUAAUAGCUGCUUGAUCCAAAGAGACACCUGACUGCUGUUUUGGGGUCAAGAAGUAUUUUUUUCCUAGUUUGUUGCAAAAUUGGAAGUGCUUCACACUAGGUUUUUUUUGCCUUCUUUUGGAUCAACAGCAAAAACAUAUGUGAGGAAGGCUGUAUUUGAUGGACGCAAGUCUCUUUUCAGCUAUGUAAUACAUUUUAUUGGAAGGUACAGAUUAAUUUUUUUAUUUUUUGAAAUUAUUAUUAUUUUGGUCACGUGGUUCUGUUUAAAAAGAAUGGCUUGGAGAUAACAAUUCCUGAUGGCCAGUUUCACUUAAAGGACAACUAUAGUGCCAGCAAAACAAACUUGUUUUCCUGGCACUAUAGGGUCUUUACGUGCCCCCCACCCUCAGGGUCCCACUCCCGCUAGGCUGAAGGGGUUAAACACUUACCUUUCUCCAGCGCUGGGGAACUCUCCUCCCUUUGCCGAUGUCAGUGCCGAAUGCGCAUGCGCGGCAAGAGCCGUGAGCGCAUUCAGCCUAUAGGAAAGCAUUUCUCAAUGCUUUCCUAUGGCCGUCAGUGUCUUCUCACUGUGAUUUUCACAGUGAGAAUCGCGGAAGAAUCUCUAGCGGCUGUCAGUGAGACAUUCACUAGAGGCUGGUUUAACCCUCUGAAACUGCUAUGUUUACAGCUGCAGGAUUAACACUAGAUGGACCUGGCACCCAGACCACUUCAUUGAGUUGAAGUGGUCUGGGUGCCUAUAGUGGUCCUUUAAGGUGGGUUUACGUGUAGUGAGUGAUUGGUGAAUCAAAAUUUUUUCUUGUUAUAUUCCCUUGACUGCUUUCUUCACAGGAGACAUGCUUCGUGCUUUCCACGCUGCCUUUCGGAACUCUCCAGUCAAUUCUAAAAACCAGCUAGUGAAGGUAUGAUGGUGUUUUGUUUUGUUUUUAUUUAAUAAAAUUUGUUUAUUUUUUCAUUAUUUUUCAAUGUUAAGAAGUAUCUCUAUGGUAGCUAGUUGGAGACAGUGCUCCAGAUCAGUCAUUUGUGUCCUCAAGUUUGACUUGGAGUGCUUCAUGCUGGGAAAAUGCCUAUUCACAGAAGUAUGUGCUUCCAAAAAAUAAGGUUCUUUUCGCAAGCAUUCUUAAAUUGACAAGUUUUCCAUUUCCUACAUGCAUCUGAUAGAAUUCUAGGAGAGUCACUAAAUUAAACUUGAUUUUUCCGGUCUGAGUCACAUUGAAGGUCAGUGCUUUCCAUUUGGAGGUCCGCUGGAGUCCCCAUUACAUACAUAUUGAUGGGGUUAGUUGUUCUUUUAGAUUUGCGGCCACAUUUUGAAGGGUCAAGCAGGCCUCCGAGACAUGGGUUGAGCUUCCCUGUGUUAUUAGAACAAAAGUUGCAACGUAGGUUAAUACUUAAUGUUUUCAUGACUGUUCACUUAUAACUGUGGUCACAAACUUCAAUAGUUGAAUAUUGUUUUAGGAGGAUCCUAACUUGAAUCUGGGGAGAUUACUUGACAGUGGCUCUGCAACAUGUAAUGAUAAACCAAAAAAAAUCUAAAAUAAAAGGGAUGCCACUCAAACUGAUGCAACAUGUAUAUCAAUUGUUACUCAACACAGGCAAAGCAUUAGAGGUGUAUGUUCCUUUUUAUACAUCAAUUAUGCAGCAGUCCAACAAAAUCAAAUCCAAACCGCACUCACCUGAUACUGAAAAAUGCAGAUGGAUAUUUGAUGAAAAGUGAUGAUUUAAGACCAUUUGAUACAAAGCAUAAAAAAGAACAUGAAAGUGUGGACUAUAAAUAUAAAAAGAAAAUGUCAUCACAGCUUGGAAAGGGAAAAUAGUGGGGCAGAAACAAAAAUCCAAAGACAGCUGGAUGUGUUUCACAUCUAAACUGACACUUCCUUAACAACCAACGUCAUGUCUCUCUGGUUUCUGCAACUCCAUUCCCUGGUGAUUCCGAAUGAAGUUGUUGGGAGAUCUUUGAUAGGUUUUCCAGUAUCUUCAUGCAUUACGCUGCAAAGUGUGGGAAGCUGUCACUCAACUCCCACACACAGCAAAAACCCUCUGCUUGGUGGCAGUUAGAUAUCAAACUGCUUAUUCAAAACAUGUAAAAAUAUAAGGGGUGUUUUUAUAUACACAUUAGCCAUUGUAAAAGCAACCCUGGUGAGUCUGCCAUGGACCCUCCAGACUUUCAGUGGUUAGUAACCUUUAAGCCUGGUUGGUGUGUAUGUGUAGAUCGCUUUGGCUUUAAUUGUGUCUUUCUUUAGAAGAAAAAUCUUAAAUCUAUUGGUGAGUAAAAGCAGAGAUCACUGUAAUGACAUAAAAUCAUACAAAGUAUGGUUUUAUUUGCUGCUUGUAGGUGUGAACUUGGUAAAUAUUUGCACAGCCUGGUUUUCCUCACUCUUUACCAGACUUUACAGUGAGUUAUUAACUAUUUUAUUCUUGCUCUGCAGGAACGAACUCAAGCAAUUGUUCUCAAAGUUCUGACUUCAUUCAAAAGUAAUGAGAUUGAACAGGCAGUAAAAACUAUGGAUCGAAAUGGAAUUGACCUGCUUAUGAAAUACAUCUAUAAGGGUUUUGAGAAACCUACAGAGAACAGCAGUGCCAUAUUGCUACAGUGGCAUGAAAAGGUAUGUGGGUGGUUAAUAAGUCCAUGGCAAGUUGGAGUAACUUAGCAUUAAAAAUAAGCCAUAGAACACACCCAGCUCUCCUGGGAAUUAGGUUAUUCUGUUUGUUUAUAAAAACAAGGCUGCACAAUGACUGCUUUAAAUGUUAUUGCAAUAAAUUAUAACUUUUCUAUCUUGUGGAAGAACUUUUUUCGUGAUUUUCCCCCGCCCUACCCCCUUAUUAUUUCUAAUUUCUUUAGUCACUGCAUCAACUGCCAGAUUACGUAAUUGUGCAUGCAUGUUGAUUAUUAAUUAGCAAGCGUGCUAUGAGCAGAAAUUUGAAAGUGUGGCUGAUUGGUGCCCAUAAAGAGGCCAUGUUCUCUAAGGUACCAUUUCAGCCAACAUAUAGGUUUACCAGCAUUGUGCUUGUUGAUCUUUCCACCAGGCAAACACAACCGCUAAAGCAGAGGUCCGUGCAAGUUUUUAGCAAAAAUAUAAAUACUUUCUUCCUUCAACUUUCUCACUGUCUUGACCAUUUAGUGUACUUUCAUUUGAGACUCUACAUUGUUUGUGUAUUCACUAAACAACAAAUUGCAUAAUAUUGAAGUGCAACAUUUAAGCAACAGCCAAAUGUGAUUAUAGAGCUGUUUCUCCCCCCCCCACCCCUUGGUAAAUUUUAAAGUGUACCUUUCAAUUAAAAUUUGCUUUUUGGUGAAUAACCCUCUUUAGUGAGUGAUAAACCUAAAAGAUGGUGGAGCAGAUACCUGGAACCAUUAUUAUUGUGAAGUGAUGUUUACCUGAAACUCAAUUCCUAUACUACUCCAGCUCUCCCAUUCCAAUUAACUUGCUGUGAUGGGUUGCAUUUCGUUUAGUUCCAGUGGAUCUUUCUUUAAUUUUAUGUGGUGUAUCUGUAAAGAAAAUACCUUUUAAUUAAGCUUUUGUGGAGUCUUUAAAAAUGUCGACCAUUUCACACUGGACUGUUCUGAUAACAAUGCAUUAGACUAUCUUGAAAUGUUAAUAAUAACUUUAGUACAGGCAUAGAAUGUCCCUUUUUUUUAAAAAAAAUUGCGAUUGGUAAAUAAAUUGAACAUUCAUACAUGGUAGGACCUUAAAAGAGUUGAGUGUCUGUCACUGAUCCUUUUGGUGGGUUCAAAAGAGAAAUUGGUGAGCUAAGAGAUAAAAUGCAUGUUUGGAAAUUACUGUGGGGAGAGAGGAAGUGUAAGUGCAUGCGAUUUAUUUAAACUAUAAAACUAAAUGAAACUGAAAACCUUGACCACUUGUGUUUUUGUUUCAUUGAAAUGGAUCGUUUCUGCUCAUUUUUUAUUUUUAUCGGAGGGGGAGGGCAGAAGUCCACAUUAUUUACAUGACAGCAACACAUUAUUCAUUGAUAAAAUUUGCAGUUUUUUUUUUUUUUUUUUUAGUUGUAAUCCAGUAUUUCUAACCGACAUUAUGUAAAACACUAUUAGUGCUUUCCCAGUGCUAAAAUUGUCAUCUCCAAUGUGGACAGUUGAAUGGGCCUCACUAAUGGGUGUCCUUCAGUCAGUGAAUGACAUGGGUGGGGCCUCACUAAUGGGUGUCCUUCAGUCAGUGAAUGGCAUGGGUGGGGCCUCACUAGUGGGUGUCCUUCAGUCAGUGAAUGGCAGGUGUGGGGCCUUACUAAUAGGUGUCUUGUUUAGUUGGUUAGAACAUUGUUUUAUAUCCUGAUCAAAAACCAUGAGAGCACAUGAUGGUUAUUUCUCACGUGUGUUUUUGAGACAGUGCAUAUUAUAUUGGAAUUAUUUUUAUUACGUUGGCCUUACCAUGUGCUGUUUUUUUGUUUUUUUAUUUCCCUGUCUCCCUGCAGGCAUUAGGAAUAGGAGGCCUUGGGUCCAUAGUCCGGGUUCUCACCUCACGAAAAACUGUGUAA